Messenger RNA from Suillus bovinus, 183 nucleotides. RefSeq lists its product as uncharacterized. The record is from RefSeq and is a predicted model, not a curated record. Lineage: Eukaryota; Fungi; Basidiomycota; Agaricomycetes; Boletales; Suillaceae. The transcript has a single exon. The annotation marks the transcript as partial.
AUCCGUGGCAAGAGCAAAGGCAACGUUAUAUCAAUUGGAACGAUCAUGCUUCAGGUGGUUAUGCAGUUUAUUUUCCGCGCUAUCCAUUACCUCGGCAUCACCGAGCUUGAAAUGGCGAAGCUCGCUUUUGCGGUUCUCAGUUUUCUCACAUAUCCGAUGUGGUGUGAUAAGAAGCCUUUGAAU